AUGGCAUCAUCCGUAGAGCGGUUCGGGCGGUAUGCAAACUGCAGUGGAUCCAGUAUGUUGGGUAAUGAAGAAAUGAUGAAGUCCCUGACCAGACGUUCAAAGCACUUCAUCACUACUGAGGCUCUAAGGACUCGACUUGAUAUGCCAUCUGGUCCUGCAGCUUUCCUGGAGUUCACUCUCUUGAAGGCUCUCCUCACAUCAUGCUCGGAGAUGAUGAACGUGUUACCGGUGCUGUCAGGAGAUAUCCAUGUCUAUCAGAGGAAGUGUGCCUGUGAGCGGCAUGAUGAUGGCACUGUUGAUGGAUACCAGGAGAUUGCCUUUGAUGGGAAGGAGCUUUUAGUAUUUGAUAAGGAGAGAGCGGAGUAUGUACCUGUAACAGAAGAGGCUGAGAUGGUGGCUCACCUAUGGAAUAUACAUUAUGAGUCAGCUGAUAGUAAGGUGUAUGUAGAAAAUGACUGCAUCGAGAACCUGAAGCUGUAUCUCCCUAUCAUAUCAACUGACUUGGAGAAGAAAGUUCGCCCCAAAGUGAAGGUUUCCAGCUCAGAGUCAGAGAGCGGCACCAAACUGCACUGCCGGGUGUAUGGGUUCUACCCCCGAGAUGUGGAAGUGAAGUGGAUAAAGAAUGGGAGAGAUGAGAUUCACUCAGAGGAGGCAGCACAGAUCCUGCCAAACCCUGAUGGCACCUAUCAGAUCAGAGUCAGAGUGGGGGUAACACCAGAGGGGGGCGCCACUUACUCCUGCCAUAUAGAUCACAGCAGCUUGGAGAAGCCACUGGUUGUUCCCUUUGAACCCAGCAAUAGAAGCCGUUUGUAUAUCAUCCCUGUCGGUGCGGUACUGCUCCUCCUACUUGUUGUUUUGCGACUACUUACCGACCAAAGGAGAAAAAAAGAUCUCAAGAUCAGCUAUAAGUGUGUGAGCACAGAAGAUAAAGACUCAAAAUUCAAAUAUACACCAAAACUUGCAACACGUGUCUCUAUGGAGAAGUUAUCAAUGGAGGACAGACAGGACUCCUGUCAGGGGCAGAGUUUAGAUUGA
Messenger RNA from Xenopus tropicalis (tropical clawed frog), 1035 nucleotides. It is a transcript of the gene mhc1-uba2, whose product is annotated as major histocompatibility complex, class 1, UB alpha chain, subfamily 2, member 1. The record is from RefSeq and is a predicted model, not a curated record. The transcript has 6 exons. NCBI's taxonomy places the organism in Eukaryota, Metazoa, Chordata, Amphibia, Anura, Pipidae. Bases 1 to 1035 code for a protein of 344 amino acids.